AUGCCUUUGCCGCCGUCGGAUAGUGCGUACCCUCCCCUUGCCGAGCGAGUGUUUCUCCUCUUCAACGGGGCAUCUGCCAACGCAGAUUUUGACAUUGUGCUGGUGCACGGGCUUGGAAGCGGGGAAUUUAAGUGCUGGACAAAUGAGCGUGGCCUCCUGUGGCCAGCGGUGUUUAUCCCGCAGGAGUUCCCACAGUGUCGCAUUCUCUCUGCUGGAUACGCCCACACUCUGUGGCAGUGGUCAUCAUCGGUGCGAACGGCGAAAAAGAAAUCAGAGGAAUCGGAUCAGGAAGAGGAUGGCGAAUGGACCACGGGCUCUAUCCGGCGGUGGGUUUCGGGGACCUGGCUCGGUGGCAGUGAUCCUUCUGCAGAAGCCAGGGCAUGCAAAGGCGGCAGCACCGAAAGUGCUUUGAAAGGUGGCGCAGGGCCACCCCAUUCGGUCUCGUUGAAAAACGAGAGAGAACAAGAAACAUUGGAGCGCUGUGCCGCGGAUCUUGCGGAUCGUCUCCUCUCUGACGCGGUGGGUGUCGGUAAGCGGCCUGUCGUUUUUAUUGUGCACUCGUUGGGUGGCUUGGUGGUCAAGCAGAUGAUUAUCUCCGCCUCAUUGGCAGUGGCUAUGCGUAAAGGGGGGGAGGAGAGUGAAAGGGACAACGUACGUACCAUGCAAGCGGAGUUACUGCUGCGUUCGCUUCGGGGUGUAGUUUUCUACUCCACACCGCAUUUUGGGGCGCCUAUUGCGAGUAUUGUGACGGGUCUGAAGAGGUACUACCAGAGUUUUGGUGGCAUCGUUCCCUCCCAUGUACUUUCCACUCUCGGCGACCACAACAGGGAGUGGCUGGUCAGUCUGAACGAAGAGUUUCUCCAUGUGAUUGAGCGCUGCGGCGGUGGUGGGGGCGGGGGCGUGCGCAUUCUUUCCUUUGGUGAGAUGAGGCGUUUGAACGGUGUUCUCCGCGUUGUGGAGCCUGAGUCGGCCAACCCCGCACCGGAUGAUCCACGCUAUCCUUUCUACGUUCUCGACGAUGACCACUACGGGGUGAACCGUCCCGUGUCGAAGGAACAGCCAAGUUACACAAUUUUGUUCGGAUUUCUCGAGCGAAUGCGCCGCAGUGGGUUGCUUGGGUCCAACGUAGUGAAGAGUGCGGAUAGUGUUUUACCAGAGAAGACAGAAGUGUGGCGCCAUGAAACAGUUGACGGUAGCAACGAUGCUCUCCAGGAAGACGCAUUGUUUGUUAAUGAUGCUUUUGUUGCUGGGGGCGGUAACAGUGCCGUGGACCUCGACGCACGCAUGCUUAUGGUGACGCUUGAGAAAUCAAUGCAGCAGCUGCGCAUACAGUGUACUGUUCUAUUUGGGUGCAUAGUCCCCAUACAAUUUGAAAAGCUUCUGGCGUUGGCAGGGGAUGUGCUCAACUACACCACAACGUGUCCAUCGUUCACUUUGCAGCCGCUGGCUGAAAGGCGAAUCGAUACAUCCCUCCUUCUAACGCCACUGCGUCUGCUUGUGUACUGGAUGGAGCGGAGUGUCACCACAUUGAAAACCGUCGUUGUUUGUCAGGCGGAACGAGCUACCCGCCGUGGUCAUUUGACUGCUGUGGAGAGCCGCUCACUGGGUGACAUCGAUAGCGGUGUGGCGUCACUGCGGCAUGAGUGGGAGUGGUUCCACUGUCACCUCUGCCAGAUCGGUCCUACACCUGAGAAUCAUCCACCCGUGCUUUUCUUUUCCCAGUCCAUUACGCUCGCCGUCGUGGAUGCCAUGGCCGACGACUGUGGGGGACUCGUCGGGCUGGCCAUGCGAUGUGUACCCGAGGCCUGCGGUUGGCGUCGUGAUGCGGCCAUACCGUGGAGUGCACAGAACAGACACACAAUGACAGAAUUCCCGUCGUCCGUGUCUGUGGUGGCUUCGCUCCUCACAGGGUGGUUUUGCUUAGGCGUGACACGACAGUACAGCUCUGCUGCAAACGCGUUCCGCAGCCUCAUUCGCGAUGUUGAAGUGCUGAGGAGGGAACAGUGCGACGGACCACCACCGACCAGCACUUCACAGACGAGCUCCAUUACACAAGAAAUGACCUUCACACCGUGGUGGAGUGGGAAACAGACGGGCGACAAGACAGAGACGCCUGUCAUCAAGCAAGAGGCCGUACUUCUGCAUGCAUUGGCAUUGCUCGCGCAUGUCGGUUUGUGUGAGAGCUAUAUAUCUCUCUCCCGACGUGCCGUGAUACUGGAUCGGCAUCCACAUCAUCAAGAAAAAGAACAGCAACAGCAGCAGCUGCAAGGGCUGCUUCGUCAAUCAGUGAUUGAAGGGCGUCAUCGCUACAGUAUGCUGGAGCGCUACCUUCAUAUCGACAGCAUCACGGACCGUCCCUUUGUCUUCACGAAAAGUGGUGUGGCGCCGACAAUACGCAAGGAAGAGAAAGAAGACCCUUAUCGUACGGAAGCAGAAGGACAGCGAGUGCGGUCGCCUGUCCGCAUCGCUGCCAUAUCAAAGGGGGCCACUCUUCGACGCAGUCUCUCCUUCGUUUGGGAUGAUGUGCGACAAGGGGAGAGCAGCAAGGAGGCGGCAGUUCGCUUUGUAAGUAGUGUAUUGGUUUUCUGGUGGGUCAUCGAGAAGCGGGCGGACUUUCAUGGGCCUCUGAACAGUACGCCGACAUCAGGAGUCAGUGGGAUGCACAAUGUAAGUGAACUGGAAGGCCCCACGCGGUGGGUUUGGGACCACGCACAUGCGCGAAUGAAGAGCCAAUGGUUCACAUGGCAGUUUCUCUUACGUGGUAACGCAAAAUCAAAGAGUGAAGUCGACGUAGGACAGCAUCAUCUAUUAAAUGAGGCACUGCAACUUUGUACACACAACUCUCUCGCGCGAUGUUUGAAUGGCCAACAGUUGCUUCAGGGCGGGCACCUGGCAGAUGCUGCAGAUGCUUUCCUUGGUGUAUUGGAGUCCACACGGUGCGUCACCAACCCGCUGUAUCGUGCUGCUGCCAUGGGACUUGGUUGGACACACCUGCACUCCCACCACUGUGGUCUUUCCGGAGGAACUGGCAUUGAUGCUCUGGCCCUUCGCGGUUCCCCGCCUGGGUUAUGGGAGUGGUGCCGAUGGGAGAGCAGCGCGUCGCACGGCCGAGGGCGUGGCGCUGCUACAACUAAUGCCACUGUUACCGUUGCAGCUGUUCCUGGUGGCGGUGGUGAUACUAACAAUAGUGUGGAUGCCCCACGUCACUUAGAAAGAGCAUCCGCACUAUUUGAAGCAGUGCUUUCCUACGAUCCCAGUGACAAAGGGGCGUUGUGUGGUAUGGGUCGUGUAAAGAUGUUAACGACGUCUACAUCGUGUAGCGGCCUAGGCUAUCUCGGCUCCUGCCGCCAUUUCCUCGCCGUGCUGCAGGCGACAGAAUCACAUUCGGUGUAUCCACGAGGGCACAAGGGCGGCAUCUUACCCCUCGACAAUCAGCAAUGGGAGUCCCGUGCCGCGUACUGGUUGGGGGAGAUGUCUCGUUACGGCCUUGGUACCGACCCUGAAACAGCUGCGGCGAAACUGGGAUGUGACAGCGUUGCCAGGCAAUGGUGGGAGUACGCGGCGGUGCGGUGCCCAGAGAAUGAUUGGGCCCUCACAUCGUUGGGCCUUCUUUACGCGAAGGGGCAACAACAACAACACCAUCAUCAUCAUCAUCAGCAGCAGCAGCAGAAGCCGCCGCUGCGGGAUCGCUUCAACGCCAGAACAAUUGCACAACAAGAAAAGGGCGUGGAGCUCUUGCAGCGUUCUUUGUCUUUGAAUUCGAAGAACGCAUGGACGCUUUGGGGCCUAGCCCGGCUCUCACCCGAUACGGCACAGCGUCGCACGUGUCGUAUGAUGUUGAGAAAGUUACUGUUAAACUGA
Trypanosoma grayi is the source of this 3861-nucleotide messenger RNA. Its product is annotated as putative protein SERAC1-like. The record is from RefSeq and is a predicted model, not a curated record. The transcript has a single exon. Lineage: Eukaryota; Euglenozoa; Kinetoplastea; Trypanosomatida; Trypanosomatidae. Bases 1 to 3861 code for a protein of 1286 amino acids. Gene Ontology annotation, molecular function: protein binding.